AUUUUGGUUUCAGCAAAGAGCACCUAAAAGAAAAUACGUUGUGGUUGAUCUCCUCUUAGGCUUUCCCCACCGCAGAAUCUCAUUCUCCAAAAUGGAGGCCAGGGUCUCAUCUUCUCUCGGCCUCCCUUCCCCCAAACCCCACCAAUUCUCAGUCUCAAACCUCACCGAUUUCCCUUCUCUCUUCACACACACCCCCACUCUCCCCUUCGCCUCCACCUCCAAAUGGGCCCGGCCCACCCCAAAGCCCAACCCAAAGCCCCUCCUCAAAACCCUCUCCGUCCUCGACCGCGCCCUCAUCGGCGCCGCCGCGGGCGGCCUCGCCGGCGCCUUCACUUACGUCUGCCUCCUCCCCCUCGAUGCCAUCAAAACCAAGAUGCAGACCAAGGGCGCGGCACAGAUUUACAAAAACACCCUCGACGCAAUCGUGAAAACCUUCCAGUCCGAAGGCAUCCUCGGCUUCUACAGCGGCGUGUCCGCGGUCGUCGUCGGCUCUACCGCCUCCUCCGCCGUAUACUUCGGCACCUGCGAGUUCGGAAAAUCGUUCCUCUCCAAGCUCGAAGCGUUCCCCGCCGUGCUUAUCCCUCCCACCGCCGGCGCCAUGGGGAACAUCAUGUCUUCGGCGAUCAUGGUCCCGAAGGAGCUCAUCACGCAGCGAAUGCAGGCCGGCGCGAAGGGCCGCUCGUGGCAAGUGUUUGCUGAAAUUAUUCAAAACGACGGCGUGAUGGGCCUCUACGCUGGUUACUCCGCGACAUUGCUGAGAAACUUACCCGCGGGAGUUCUGAGUUACUCUUCUUUCGAGUAUUUGAAAGCCGCGGUGCUUCAGAAGACUAAGCAGAGUUACAUGGAACCGGUGCAGAGUGUUCUGUGUGGGGCCCUCGCCGGGGCGAUAUCGGCGUCGCUCACGACGCCGUUGGAUGUGGUGAAGACGAGGUUGAUGACGCAGGUUCGGGGCGAGGGGGUGAGCAAGGUUGCUGCGGUUAUGUACGACGGGGUUUCGGCCACGGUGAAGCAGAUUUUGAAGGAGGAAGGGUGGGUAGGGCUUACCCGUGGAAUGGGGCCCCGGGUCCUGCAUAGUGCUUGUUUUUCGGCGUUGGGCUAUUUUGCUUUCGAGACGGCCAGGCUUUCCAUUUUGCGGGAGUAUCUUAGGAGUAAGGAGUUGCGUGAAGUCUCUGUCUCCUCUGGUUGAGUUUGUGCUUUUGUUCUUUAUUGCUUCUUUUUUAUUUGGGUUUUGAAUUACAGUUACUUACUUCCAUGUUGAAUGUUUCAGUAGAUAAGGAGUAUUUUGUUAUGGAAAAUGUACUACUACCGUGGCAUAAACAAAAUGAAAAUGUAGGUGCUGAAAUGUUUCUUAUCUUGGUUACAAUAAAGUGAUUUUGCUGAUUCUUGUUCUUGGUGUCGGAA
Messenger RNA from Glycine soja, 1401 nucleotides. Its product is annotated as protein MITOFERRINLIKE 1, chloroplastic. The coding region runs from base 92 to 1186 and encodes 364 amino acids. The transcript has a single exon. Gene Ontology annotation, cellular component: mitochondrial inner membrane. The record is from RefSeq and is a predicted model, not a curated record. Gene Ontology annotation, biological process: transmembrane transport. NCBI's taxonomy places the organism in Eukaryota, Viridiplantae, Streptophyta, Magnoliopsida, Fabales, Fabaceae. Gene Ontology annotation, molecular function: S-adenosyl-L-methionine transmembrane transporter activity.